Molecule: messenger RNA, 678 nt
Organism: Ambispora gerdemannii
Lineage: Eukaryota; Fungi; Glomeromycota; Glomeromycetes; Archaeosporales; Ambisporaceae
Source: the annotation of a GenBank genome assembly
AUGAAGCGCAUUUACGUUUAUGUAAUCAACACGUCAAACAAAAAGUCAAAGAAACAGCAAAGGAAUAAAAAAAUAGCUUAUGAGAAUCACAAAAGCUUAUAUCCUAGUUAUAAGCCAAAAAGCGCAAAAGAUUCAAGCGUUAAGAAAUGGGUUUUUCGCGAACAAAAGAAAUACGCACUUACAUCGUCACAUAAACCUAGCUCAACGAGUAACAAUUCACCUCCACAAGAAACAGCACAAAUCUUUAGGUCGUCCUCUUUGAAUAGUACAACAUCAACAAUUGAAUAUAUUCAUACUGCUAUCACCACUUCAACAACCAUUGAUGAUACUCAUCUUUCCACGAUCAAUACUAAUAAUGCGAAUAUUCAAUACGUAACAAUUACAUGUUCAUGUAAUUACACCAUAAAUACUAAUAAUUCAAUCAACAUGUCUAACGUUAAUGAAAUAACGAUAAUUUCAUUAUUAAAUUUAUCUGGAAAUGUUAAUAAUGCGGAUAUUUAUGACGAAGCUUCUAUCAAUAAUGCCUCGAACAACAAUUCUUCACAAUCAAACCAAUUCAUCACUAAUAAUCCAACAACUCCACUGACAUCUUCACCUUCACUCUCGCAACUAUUUAUCCCAGAAUCUGAUAUAUUAAAUAUCAAUUUUGAAGAGUUAUUACAUGAUAACUUUUCUUGA